AUGCUGCUGCCUACAUUCUCGCCAUUUAGAAGGAUCUUGGGACCUUUUGCUAUUAACAAUAGAGCUGGCUGUUCAAAGGAUGCUCUACCAACUCAUAUCCUCGAUCCGGAUGGCGAAGUUAUCAUAGUUUUGAGCGAUCCUAGUCCUCCUUUUGCGGUGUGGAACGAAGAAAUGAUUCCCAAUGAGCUCUCUGAGGACCAUUCUGAACCAAGGAUUCACUGCGAGAGCCACAGACGGGAGGCCGACGUCCCACGAGGCUCGAGUCCACAUAAGGAGAAGAAAAGGAAUCUCAAGAAGAAGAAGAAAAGGUCCUCCCACUAUACUCGUGACCAUGUUCUAUUUGAAUCCAGCAAGCCGUGUAUAGAAGAGAACAUUGAAGUGCCUGCCGAAACACCUGUUGAAGAAGCCGCCGAAGAGCCUGCCGAAGAGCCUGCCGAAGAGCCUAACGCAGCUGAAUUUGAUGGUGGGCGCUCAGAUUCAGAACAUAGAGGCACUUAUCACGGACCUGUUGACGAGAACUGCGAUUACAAUCAAGACGGUACGGAGCAGUAUGAUAGUGACGAAGCCUUGUCCGAGAGGGGCUACCGGAUCCAAGUAUCGGCGAAGCAUUUGACCCUUGCCUCUCCCGUUUUUAAGAAAACACUAUUGGGGAAUUGGAAGGAGAGUGUGACUUUAUUGCAAAAGGGCUCCGUUGAAAUUCUUACAACGGGCUGGGAUAUCGAAGCAUUCUUAAUCUUGCUUCGAGUUUUACAUUGUCAGCCCAAUGAUGUACCUCGGAAGUUAUCUCUCGAGAUGCUUGCUAAAGUCGCUAUAAUAGCAGACUAUUAUAAAUGCAAGGAGGCGAUGGGGCACUUCCUGGAUGUAUGGAUUGGAAAGUUAUCAGCAAUUCCGGCGAACUAUUCUCGGGAUUUAAACUUGUGGUUAUGGAUUUCCUGGGUGUUCCAACUGCCAAGCCAGUUCAACGAAGUGACCUCAAUAGCUAUGUCGCAGAGUCCAUGUCGGAUUAGUAGCCUAGCGCUUCCAAUCCCCGAAAACAUUCUCGAUGCAGUAAAUUACGGGAGGGAGAAUGCUAUCCAAAAAUUAAUUCUCCUUCUUCAUAAGGAACACCAGACCUUGCUAUACAACGGAAAUUGGUGCAGCUUUGAAUGCAGGUCAAUCAUGUAUGGUGCUCUCACACUGGAGAUGCAAUCAAAUGAAUUGUACUCGCCAAAGCCCGAGGCUCCUUUCCCGGGGUUGAGUUACAACGGACUCGUGCAGAGGGUGCUUUCGUUUAAAUCGCCGAAAUACCGUUCGCGCUCAGGGCUUUUCAAGUAA
Histoplasma mississippiense is the source of this 1314-nucleotide messenger RNA. RefSeq lists its product with no specific name. Bases 1 to 1314 code for a protein of 437 amino acids. Lineage: Eukaryota; Fungi; Ascomycota; Eurotiomycetes; Onygenales; Ajellomycetaceae. The transcript is spliced from 4 exons. The record is from RefSeq and is a predicted model, not a curated record.